GGGAAAUGCUUUUGGCCCCUCCUUGGUUUCAGUUGCUAAGGACUCGAUGAGACACCCGGAGCCAGAGCUGACCAUCAGAGCCCGUUGUGGGGGAGCAGCGCUGCGGUGUUUGGAGUAGUUGAGCGCAGGGAGGAAUGUCUUGGCUGUCCAGUGAGAAUGGGACUGAAGACCUGGACGAUGUGUAUCAUGAGCUCGGAGAUGACGCCGCCUCUGCCAUCACCUAUGAAUCGGACACCGAUAAGAAAAUAAAGAAGAAGAAAUCAAGCAAACCUCCCCGGUCACAGAAUUCUCCAUAUCUCUCCAGUGCAACGCUGAACUCUAGAAAAGCCCCCGUAUGGCGAUCUCUAAAAGGGACGGGACACAUGCACACCGAGAACCCAAUGAUGAAAGUACCCAGGCAGCUAUGGCUGGCCUCCUUGAAGCAAGGCAAUGGCCUCACUCAGCCUUUGAAAUCUGACAUGGACAUUGGCCAGGCCUGGGUCAGCCCUGGCAGCAGCACUCCGGAGUAUCUAAAGGAAGCUCUUGGGAUGAAGAAACCCAAAUAUUCCCGUUCUGCUAGUAGUGGUUACAUCCCUGGAACUCCAGAUUUUAAAGAGAAAGAAGACAUGUAUGACCAGAUCUUAGACCUGAAAAAGAUGUUACAGGCACAGAAAUCAGAAGCAGAUCUAAUGAAGACAAAGCUCCGGAGAUUAGAGGAAGAAAACAGCAGGAAAGAUCGUCAGAUCGAACAAUUGCUGGAUCCCUCGAGGGGUUCAGAGUUUGCGAGGAGUCUGGUGGACAAGAAAAACGACAGCAGUUUGAUAGUGAAUAAUCUCAAACAGAAGAUUCUGAAGUUGGAAAAACAGUGUAAGGAAAAAGAUAACGCCUUAAGCAAGCUCCAGACCGAGGUAAAGACAACCAGCCUGGAAGAGAUGAGGAUAGCUAUGGAAACAUAUUAUGAAGAGAUUCAGAGGCUUCAGAUGUUGUUGGCGAAAGCAGAGGCUGCACAGCAAAGGUCUCCUCCAGAAAGUAAGGACUCCCUCCGAAGACAGAAAGCACUGAACGCAGCUGUACUGAAACUCUCCAAACACGUCAAGGAGUUACAGGAGGAGAACAAGAGUCUAAAAGCUGAUCUGGACAGAGCUAUGGCGCAGUCGCCUACGUCUACUAGAUCGAAAGGAUACAGUGAAUGGAGCAAGCAGAGACUAGUCAGGAAGAUUUCAGAACUAGAAAAGAAACUGGAAAGUACGCAGAAGUCACCUACAGAGCAGGGCAAGUCGGGAACAUCUACCUCUGGUCAGGGAGAUGGACCACCAGUCCAGAAACCUGACCCUCAAGAAGAAUGUGAAAGAUUGAGGAACCUAGUCAAGAAGAUAAAAGAAGAUCGGGCAGAUUUACAGGAUCGUCUCGGCACAAAGGAAGCCGAAUAUAAAAGACUGGUGCAAGAAAAGUCCGAACUGGAGAAGCAGCUGCAAAAACUGAAGGAUAGAAAAGACGAGAGGGAAGAAAUCAACCGUCUGAACCAAAAAAUGAAGAGAUUAGAAGCGGAGCUGGAGGAUGAAAAAGGCGAAAAGGUGGCUGCCCUGGAAGCUGCCAAAAAGGUGCAGAAGGAGGCACCCGGGUUCCGUCCAAGCUCCGCCAGGAGUGCAUCGAUCACAUCGUCACGCCCGGGAUCCAAAGGUUCAUCCAGCGGAGGAGAGAAGACGAAAAAGCAGGAGGCAGCACAGCUUAUCCAGAAGAACUGGAGGCUGUAUAAAAGCAGGAAAGAAGAGAGCAGUGAGUCGGAGGAGACAACUGUGUUCCUUCAAGCAGCCUUACGAGGUCACCUCGCAAGACACAAAAUGAUAUCUCCCGCCGCUGCCCCUCGUUCAAGGUCCCCCAGAUCCAGCAGCCUCACCCUGCAGGACAGCAGCACAUCUGACAGUACAGACCUACCAGAGACCAGCAAAGAUGAAGACCCCGUGACCUUCCUUCAGUCCUCUUUUCGGGCGCAUUUAACCCGCACAAAAAUGCUUGGACAAAGGCCUAACGAGAUGAAAGGCAGAGAGAGCCCGCUCCGGAAGAGUCCCAGAUCCAAUACAAGAUCUCCAGUCUCCAGGAAGUCCUCCGGGCAGAGUCGACAUCACUCACUAGCCAGUGGAAGCAGUGGAGAGAGCAGUGAGGACCUUAUUGAAGAGCUGGUAUCUGAAGAAGAAGAAGAGGAGACUAAAACCAAGAGGCCAAGCUCCCAGACUUCAGUGUCACGGCGGUCACCAUCAGGCAAGUCCCAUCCACCCACUGAAGACCCAACCUCCGACGAUUCUGAUGACCUCAUCAUUGUGUCUCCAUCCCGACCGGCAAGGAGGAAGGAUUCUGGUUUUUAAGAUGGCUGAAAUUCUAUCGCUAGUGCCUUCAAACACUGACUGGGCGCAGGUUCCUUUUGGUGAAAAUGUUUAAUAUUUGCACUCUUUCUAGUAGGCCGCACACUGCAGACUUUCUCCAAUCGGGAAUUCGUAGCCAAUCCGCUUCUACAUCCAGAUUAUAAAAACCUACAGCAUGCCUUUAAUAAGUAACCCCAUCCACGUGCACCGUACUGUAAAUUGCUGAGGCGUUUCAGUGCAGAUUCCGUGCAGAAAAUCCCCAGAGAUUCCACAUCAUGUAAACCCCAAACGCCUUUUGAUUUUUAGGAAUUUUAUGGAUACACCUAUUAUGGAUAUACGGUUAGGAGCCGUCUUGAAUUCCCAUGAAAUGAUGGCUCCUGCCAGACAUACCGGUACUUAUAGCACUAUGUAAUUCAGUAAUGUCUAAUUAAAGGCUAUGGUCACCUUCGGGGCAUUUUUGUUAUUGCAUUUUGCUCAUUUUGGGCUAAAAAAAAAUAUUUUUUUUCAGUUGGUCUUUAUUAAAAAUGUUCAGCCGUUUUUGUGAUACAGGGUUUAAAAAAAUCAGUCUGUUUGCAGGGUAUCACUUCUCAGUCCCGUCAGCCUUAUCUCUGAUCUCCUGACCUCAUAAACACUCAUUAUAGCUAAACUCUUACCAAACUGAUAAUAAUAUGGCUUAAAGGGAGCCCGUCACCUACUUGACAGGUUUUAAACUGAUUAUAAAGCUCUGUCGGACACAAGCACAUGACGCUGAUGUUACCGUUGUUUUGUUUUUGAGAGUCUCCAAAGCACCAAAAACAAAGUUUUAAAGAUAUGCAAAUGAGCCACCGCAAGUGCCCAGGGGCGGCGUGUUU
This is a messenger RNA of Bufo bufo (common toad), 3190 nucleotides long. It is a transcript of the gene IQCE, whose product is annotated as IQ motif containing E. The transcript is spliced from 24 exons. The coding region runs from base 135 to 2342 and encodes 735 amino acids. NCBI's taxonomy places the organism in Eukaryota, Metazoa, Chordata, Amphibia, Anura, Bufonidae. The record is from RefSeq and is a predicted model, not a curated record. Gene Ontology annotation, molecular function: protein binding.